CAUCCGAUGUCCCUCCUGUAGACAACAGAUGAAGGUGACUAACCCUGGCAGUCCAGUAGAGGAGUGGGUCAGUCAGCUGAAACCACGCCACAUCAUACAGGGGCUAAUGGACGACUUUGGACCCAGCACAAAGGCUGUGGAGGAACAUGUGUGCAGUGUUUGUACAAAACAAGGAAAGACAACUGGUGCUCUGUCAGCGAUGUUGUGUACUGUGAAGGAUGUCUCCAGUUGCACAACAUGAUGCCAGGGUUGUGUGACCAUGAAGUAGCUCACUUGUCUGAUCACACCAAAACAAAGGUCAAGCGUUGCUUCAUGUGUCAAGUCCACAGAGACAAACCGAUAGAGUUGUUCUGUAAAGACUGCAAGCAGGCAAUAUGCACGAUAUGUUGCAGUAUAAAACGCAGGGCAUGUAAGGAUGUUGAUACAAUAGAGAGUACCACCCCUCUUGUGAAGGAACAACUGACAAGCAAAAUAGAGCGGCUCAGAAUCAACAUUGCAGCUGCGAAUAAUAUCAUAACCCAGAUAAAAUCUACAAUUCAAGAUGUGAAGAGUAAUUCACAAACCCUCAAAGAUCAAGUCACAAAGACACGGGAAACAGUGAUGUGUGCUAUUUUAAGAAAAGAGAAGCAACUCCUUGGUGACAUCGACAAAGCUACUGAUGACCAAUUACGUGAGUUACAAGCAGAUAUAAAAAUCCAGGAGAUCGAGCUACAGAUGUACCAGCAGCAGUAUGAGUUCACAGCCAAUGCUGUGACGUCCAACUGUGAGAUGGACAUGUAUGCCGUCUAUGAGUCGGUGGAUGAGACGUCUACAGACAACAGAGACACGGGCAACAGACCAGCACCAAGAUGGGUUGUAUUGACACACGACCUGGACAAGCUGAGUAAAGCAGUUGAUGAGCUACAGCUGGGGGAGGUUGAAGUUGUCCAUGAUGUGAGUGACCCCGGGUCUUCUCCUGUUCUACAUCACAACAUUAACUGCAAGGAAGCUGGGGACGGGAGGGAUCCUUCGUUCGUUGACGUCACAGUGUUGACUGUUGAUGGCAUCAAAGUGGUGGUAGUUGCAGAUUAUAAUGACAAGAGCCUCAAAACAUAUUACACCUCAAACCUCAAAUCCUUUCAUAAUAAGCUUCUGCUUUCUAAUUUUCCUUGGCAAAUAGCCAAGUUAAGUGAGAGUCAGAUAGCUGUCAGUGUUUGAGGCAGUAAGGAAAUAGUU
This is a messenger RNA of Haliotis rufescens (red abalone), 1215 nucleotides long. RefSeq names its product tripartite motif-containing protein 54-like. Gene Ontology annotation, molecular function: zinc ion binding. The transcript has 2 exons. The coding region runs from base 238 to 1197 and encodes 319 amino acids. Lineage: Eukaryota; Metazoa; Mollusca; Gastropoda; Lepetellida; Haliotidae. The record is from RefSeq and is a predicted model, not a curated record.